This is a messenger RNA of Oryza sativa Japonica Group (Japanese rice), 1850 nucleotides long. RefSeq lists its product as uncharacterized. Gene Ontology annotation, cellular component: Cul4-RING E3 ubiquitin ligase complex; cytoplasm. The record is from RefSeq and is a predicted model, not a curated record. Gene Ontology annotation, molecular function: protein binding. Lineage: Eukaryota; Viridiplantae; Streptophyta; Magnoliopsida; Poales; Poaceae.
AAAAGUAUGUGACUCGAUGAGACGAGGGGUCCAAAUCCCAGGAACAUCUUCGAGAAAGCACAAGCUCGACGCCGGCUAAACCCGCGGAAAUCCCCUUCCGCUUUGUCUCGUUUCCUCCUCCUGCCCCCUCGGCACUGCACCGCCGCAGCUUCCACCAUGGCCGUCGCCAGCGAGGCCGCUUGUCGUCGGGCGGCUAGCUGCUUCUUUGAGGUCGGCAGGCAAGAGAUCGGCUCCUCCACCCCGCGCGCCUCCUCGCGCCGAAUCAGCGGCUCCGAGGGCCUAGUGAUGCGGAUGCAUCAGUAUGGAAAGUUGCGAGGCCAUGAUGGUUGUGUUAAUACUGUCAGCUUCAAUCCUGCUGGUAACCUCCUUGUGUCUGGUUCGGACGACAUGGACAUCAUAUUAUGGGAUUGGCUUGCUAAAACACAAAGGCUCAUUUACCCUUCUGGCCAUCAAGAAAAUGUUUUCCAUGCUCGUGUAAUGCCAUUUACAGAUGAUAGCGCCAUUGUAACUGUUGCUGCUGAUGGUCAGGUUAGAGUGGGACAACUGAACGAGGGUGGUGAAGUCACAACCAAACAAAUUGGGGUGCACGAUGAUCGUGCACAUAAGUUGGCCAUUGAACCAGGAAGUCCUUACAUAUUUUACAGUUGCGGGGAAGAUGGUUUGGUACAACAUUUUGACUUGCGGAAUGAUUCACCAAUGAAGCUCUUCAGCUGCUAUUCAUUCUCAAAUAGCAGGCGUCGUGUAAGGCUUAAUACCAUUGCCAUUGACCCUUGGAACCCUAAUUAUCUUUCAAUUGGUGGUUCUGAUGAGUAUGUGCGGGUAUAUGAUUUGAGGAGAAUCCAGUUGGGUGCUUCAAAUGACAUGAACCAACCUGUAGAUACCUUCUGCCCUAAGCACCUUAUGGGUGGGAAGGUCCACAUAACUGGUAUUGCAUACUCCUACGCAAGGGAGAUACUUGUCUCUUACAAUGAUGAACAUAUCUAUUUAUUCCAAAACAAUAUGGGUCUUGGUCCAAAUCCUGAAUCAGCGCAAGCAGAGUUCUUGGACAGGCUUGAGCAGCCACAGGCAUACACAGGCCACAGAAAUUUCCGAACUGUUAAGGGAGUCAGUUUUUUUGGACCGAACGAUGAAUAUGUCUUGAGUGGAUCGGAUUGUGGGAAUGUAUUUGUAUGGAGAAAGAAGGGAGGUGAACUAUUGAGGAUGAUGCAUGGUGACAAAAGUGUAGUUAAUUGCAUUGAACCCCAUCCACAUUUUCCGUUCCUAGCUACUAGUGGGAUUGACAAAACUGUCAAGAUUUGGACACCUUCAGCAAAUAAAGUGAUGUCGCUGCCUAAAAACGCAAAGCAAAUAAUAGCUUCCAACAAGCGGGCGAGAGAAAUUGAUGCAUCUCGACCGGAGCUGACGCUUUCAUCCGACCUCAUCAUGCAUGUUUUGAGGUUGCAGAGGAGACAGUCUGAAUUGUACAGGGAGCAUGAACCAGCUACUGCAGAUUUGGCAAGUGAUGAUGAUGAGUCUUUCUUCGCUGGGUUUGAUGAUGCCAAUAGGAAUGGCUUAGCAAACGAUGCAACAAGAGGAACACAGAUACUCAUGAUACGUGCCGGCAAGAUUAAACGGUUAGGACUUAAGAGUGUGACGACCUACCUUGAUAGUGUUGUAAACCAGGAGUGUUACUGGGUGUUUUCAUCUCAUGUACUUAGUCUAGUAUUAGUAAAAAAUAAUCACUUUGCUGGCAAGGAAAUGCGCAUGUAAUUAUGGAGUACUCCGUAUAUUUGAGAAUUUCUAUGGCGAUGCUAAGCGUGCAACAUUCACAGAGGUUUCCCUUGUCGCGGAAACCAGCUGCCUCAGACUCU